Alternaria rosae is the source of this 642-nucleotide messenger RNA. RefSeq lists its product as uncharacterized. The record is from RefSeq and is a predicted model, not a curated record. The transcript has 2 exons. The coding region runs from base 1 to 642 and encodes 213 amino acids. Lineage: Eukaryota; Fungi; Ascomycota; Dothideomycetes; Pleosporales; Pleosporaceae.
AUGCCGGCUCCCUCGCCCCUUCCAACCUACCUCUACAAGAUCCUCCCUGCUGCCCCGCCAUCCCCCCUCCCCGCUCGCCUCCCGCUCUCAGACCUCGACCGCAAUGACGGCUACAUCCACCUUUCGACAUCGGAGCAAGUACCUGGCACCGCCGACAAGUUCUUCAGCGACGUCUCGGAGCUGUGGCUGCUGAAGAUCAAGUAUGACGUGCUGGUCGCGGGCACCGAUGGCGACGGGCAGGUUCAUGCGGAUAAGAGGGGUGAGCUGAAGUGGGAAGAGGUCGGAAGAGGUUGCUUUGCGCAUUUCUACGGUGCAGAUUUGGGUAACGGAAACGUCGAGAGUGCGUACAAGGUUGAGAAGAAGGGCAGCUGGGUUGACAGCUUGAGCCUGGAGUGGUUCAGAAGUAAGCAUUGGACCGACCGGCGCAUGAGAAGGGCAGUAUGCCAAGGACACAGAGACGGUAGCUCUCCCUACGACAUGACCAAAGGCGUGGACUUUGCGAUACCAGUUCGACCCAACAGCGAAGAACGCACUGCCGCUGUUCGGCGUUCACUCAGACCGAUGGCACAGAGGCUGUUCAGCGCCUUUGAGCUUCGAGCCAACGACGAUGGCCAGGUUUACAGACAUCCAGCUGCUAGUUGA